This is a messenger RNA of Chenopodium quinoa (quinoa), 676 nucleotides long. RefSeq lists its product as uncharacterized. The transcript is spliced from 3 exons. NCBI's taxonomy places the organism in Eukaryota, Viridiplantae, Streptophyta, Magnoliopsida, Caryophyllales, Amaranthaceae. The record is from RefSeq and is a predicted model, not a curated record. The coding region runs from base 126 to 410 and encodes 94 amino acids.
AUUCGUAUUUGGAAAUUGUAUCUUACCAACUUUCCUUCUUUUCAAAAUCUUUUGGUUUAUACUUACUCUUGUUUUUAUUCUUGUUUUCUACAACAAAUUAAUACGGAGUAAUAAACAUUAUUAUCAUGGAUGAUGAUUCCUCCGCUUCUUACAUCCACAUGGUGCAACACUUGAUAGAAAAAUGCAUGUUAUUCAAGAUGACGAAAGAAGAUUGCAUGGAAGCCUUGUCUAAACAUGCUAACAUCAAACCUGUUAUUACUUCAACUGUGUGGAAGGAACUAGAGAAAGAAAACAAGGAAUUUUUCGAGGCGUAUUCUUCCAAAUCGAGAAACGAUCGAAUGAGUGAAGCAGAGACAAGUGAAAUGAUACAGAAGAUGAUUUCCGAUUCAUCAAAGGAUUCCAAAGACUAAAGACAUUUCAAUUUUAAUUUGAACAUAUGCAACACAUGCAUUAUUGAAACUUUGAAAGUGAUAGAUCUUUAAUUCCUUUGAUGCAUUUAAUUUCUAAUGCCAUAGUACCUUAGCUUGUUUGUGUCGUCCUUCACGUAAAGCCAAAUGCAUCAUAUAUUUGAAGAUCGAUGGAUCAAAAAACUAUAUUUUGUGGUCCAUUUAUUCUAGGUACUCUACUACUCGGUCAUUAUCCAAUCAUAUUUUGCCUAAUCACAUUUUUCUUUUUC